GCCAAGAAAGAAAAAGAAAAAAGAAGACAUUUGUCUAUUCUCAUUCAAAUUCAAUCGUAAAUCCAAAGAAAUCUUUAAUUAAAUUAACAACUUCUUAACCCACCCCGCCUAACCUCCAUUCUUCCUCCACCACCUCCCUCACCCAAUUCCAACCUCCAUUUCUCUCUCUCUAAAAACCAAAUCAAACUUCAACCAAACUCAACUCAACAAAUACCUCUCUCACUUCACACAGAGAGAGAGAGAAAAAAAGUGGAAAAUGAAGCUCUCGGCGUUGCAACAGAGCUACAUGAAUCGCCGUAACAGCUUCAGAGGCUCAGCGCCGUUAGAUUCAUCAUCAGACAGUUCGAUCAAGUCCCCCUCAGCUAUAUUCUGGCUAGUCCUUCACGGUCUCUGUUGCCUUAUUAGCCUUGUCCUCGGCUACCGGUUCUCUCGUCUUGUCUUCUUCUUUCUGUUCUCUACCUCCGCCACUAACCUCUACACGUCGCCGUUUCGCUCCGCCACCGACCUCUCCCAAACCCUCAACUUCCGCCCCAAUCCAGUCGUCAAUCCCGAAUUGCCUUUCAACAGAACCGCCGCGACCACCACCACUACCGCCGCCGCCACUACCUCAAGCAGCCGGGUCGUGGUUGGUCGCCACGGGAUCCGAAUCCGGCCGUGGCCGCACCCGAACCCGGACGAGGUCAUGAAGGCGCAUCGGAUCAUCGAGCGGGUCCAGAUGGAGCAGCGGCUCCAGUUCGGAGUCAAGAACCCUAAGACCGUCAUUGCGGUCACUCCUACCUACGUGCGGACUUUCCAGACUCUGCAUUUGACUGGCGUGAUGCACUCGCUCAUGCUGGUUCCGUACGAUCUCGUCUGGAUCGUCGUGGAGGCUGGUGGAGUCACCAACGAGACCUCUUCGGUUCUCGCCAAGUCCGGGCUUAGGAUUAUCCAUGUCGGUUUCGAUAAGCGAAUGCCGAAUUCGUGGGAAGGUCGCCACCGUUUGGAGACGAAAAUGCGCCUCCACGCUUUGAGAAUUGUGAAAGAGGAGAAGAUGGAUGGGAUUGUGAUGUUUGCUGAUGAUAGUAAUAUGCAUAGUUCGGAGCUUUUUGAUGAGAUUCAGAAUGUGAAAUGGGUAGGUGCUGUUUCUGUUGGGAUACUUGCUCAUUCGAGUGAAACGGACGAGUCAUCGGUUUCAGUGAUUGAGAAAAAGGAGGAUGGGGAGAACCCGUCGAUGCCAGUUCAAGGUCCGGCUUGUAAUGCAUCCAAUCAGUUGGUUGGUUGGCAUACGUUUAAUUCCAUACCGUAUGCGGGGAAGAGUGCUACUUACAUUGGUGACAGGGCAAUUGUGUUGCCCCGGAAGCUUGAAUGGGCUGGGUUUGUGUUGAAUUCCCGGUUGUUUUGGAAGGAUGCUGAAGAAAAGCCAGAGUUGGUUAAGGAUCUGGAUUCAUUAGAUGGGGUUGAUGAGGAUAUAGAGAGUCCAUUGUCUCUACUGAAGGACAUUUCUGUGGUGGAGCCGCUUGGAAGCUGCGGACGCCAAGUCUUGCUGUGGUGGCUCCGUGUUGAAGCUCGUGCUGAUAGCAAAUUUCCUUCUGGAUGGAUAGUUGACCCUCCUUUGGAGAUCACUGUCCCAUCAAAACGUACACCAUGGCCAGAUGCCCCUCCUGAACUCCCAUCUAAUGAAAAAGUAGUGGUUGGUGUCCAAGAGCACACUGUGAAGCAUUCUCCAAAGACUCGAACACCCAGAUCUAAACGCAGUUCGAGAAGUAAGAGAAAGCAUGACACAAAAAUAGUAGACACACAACUCCCUGUGAGGCAUUCUGAACAAAAUUGAAAGAUUGCCGGGGACAUCUGAGAUAUAUAUAGGUGCUGUGUGAAUUUGAAACUACUGGCCUUCAUGUGAAAAUCGACAAAGCAGAAAAUCAAAUGGUAUUACAGAGUUCAUUUGGAGGUCACCAGUGACAGUGGGCCGGUCACACUGUUCAGUUUGAAUUUCACCUAAGUUUCGGGCCUUUUUUUUUUUUUUUUUUUUUUUUUUGGGGUGGUUGAUAUUCUAGUCUCAUGAUGGUGGGGAUUUUCUGUGGAUCCUGAAUCCCUGAUUCGUCUGAAGCCUUGCAGAAAGCUUGUAUCCAAUACUAAUAGGCUUCAAAUUUUAUACAGAAUCUUCUAAAUAGGAAUUAUAGAGUUGCCUUCAGUUGGAUUUCUUAGAAACGAUACCAAAUGUAAUAAAAUUAUUAUUCAUUGCAAAACAUUAUUCUCUUGAUU
Messenger RNA from Quercus lobata, 2241 nucleotides. Its product is annotated as probable beta-1,4-xylosyltransferase IRX14. The coding region runs from base 257 to 1810 and encodes 517 amino acids. Gene Ontology annotation, biological process: glucuronoxylan biosynthetic process; plant-type secondary cell wall biogenesis. NCBI's taxonomy places the organism in Eukaryota, Viridiplantae, Streptophyta, Magnoliopsida, Fagales, Fagaceae. Gene Ontology annotation, cellular component: Golgi membrane. The transcript is spliced from 3 exons. Gene Ontology annotation, molecular function: xylosyltransferase activity; galactosylgalactosylxylosylprotein 3-beta-glucuronosyltransferase activity. The record is from RefSeq and is a predicted model, not a curated record.